Perca fluviatilis (European perch) is the source of this 6469-nucleotide messenger RNA. RefSeq names its product teashirt zinc finger homeobox 3b (gene tshz3b). The transcript is spliced from 4 exons. Gene Ontology annotation, biological process: regulation of transcription by RNA polymerase II. Bases 1059 to 4751 code for a protein of 1230 amino acids. The record is from RefSeq and is a predicted model, not a curated record. Gene Ontology annotation, cellular component: nucleus. NCBI's taxonomy places the organism in Eukaryota, Metazoa, Chordata, Actinopteri, Perciformes, Percidae. Gene Ontology annotation, molecular function: DNA-binding transcription factor activity, RNA polymerase II-specific; DNA binding.
UGUGUGUGUGUGACACUGAUGGAUGCGCCAAUGGAAAGACGGACAGAUGCUUGGGCGGAUCUAACGGCAUGCAGUGGUGAGAGCGGGCGCACACAGUCUCGGCGAGAUUAGGGCGAAAACAUCCUCGAUCGGCGGAGAGUCACCCAAUCACCGACCCCUUCCCCACCGAGCCCCCGGUGGAAACGUAGCAGGAAACGGACAAACUCCCCAGGUUUUACCCGAGGAGCGACACGUGGAGAAAGAAAGAGGCUGAGGAGAUCUGAUUCCCUCGGCGGAUCCGACGGGAAGAAAAAAGCCGUUUCUCCGGCUAUUGAUGAGCGCGAGAGACGAGGCGCAGCGCAGCAGCACCACAUCUGGCGCAAAGGAGGACAGGAGGACUUGCCAGAACCGAAUGGAUUUUUAUGAGAUGGUUUCAGGCACGUUUCGGCUGGUCCACCUUUUGGCUUUGAAUUGCGCGUGAUUUUCCCGGGGAGGGAGAAAAAAAAGAGCAACAAAUAAAUAAAUUAAAAAAAAGCUCAUGGAUAGCGCGGCGGAGGAUCAGCCCGUAAACUCGCCUGUUGCAGCCUCCGACGCCAAGUAAAGAGGAUCACACGGAGACAGGAGGCGCUUUCUUUUUUUUUCUUUUUUCCUUUUUUAAACCACCGUACUCUGUGUUUUUCUACCGCGGAGAGAGCCCCCCCUCCCCUCGAUCUGUUCCUGCUCCCGCCGCGUCCAUCCAAGAGUCGGAGCGGGCGAGAGAGCGACCGAGCGACCGCCAGAGAGAGAGCAGCCAACCGGAGGAGUCACGCUGAUUUUUUGCCCCCCUCCUCCUCUCUCCCUUUUUUUUAUUAUCUUCGCAUCUACUGGUGAUUUCUUUUUUUUUUUUUUUUUUUUUGGUGUGUGUUCGAAAACUGCACACCCUCCCCUCCUUACCCACACCCACCCCGAUCUAUGUGGGAGCCCUGAGAGCGCACCCAGGGGGGUGGGAAACUGUGUAUCAAAGCUCCGCGGAUCCCCCAAAAGCAGCAUCGAAUCACCGGGGCCAGAGAAGAACUCCCUGCCGGGCCCCCGAAGCCGAUAUGCCGCGGAGGAAGCAGGAGGCGCCUCGGCGCGCCGCAGCAUACGUCCCUGAAGAUGAGAAGGAAGCAGCCCUGCUGGAUGAGGACCUGGAUGGAGAUGACUCAGCUCAGGAAGGGGAGGAGCCUGUUGCCAAGUUCUUAUGUCAGGACAAGGACUUCCUUCUUAAGGACAGGCCAGGAUCCACUGGCUUUCAUGACUCCCCCAAUGCAGCUGACUUUUCUGGACAAGAGCUGGACAGUGAGUCUCACCUGAGUGAAUCCAGUGACAGAAUGUCUGAUUUUGAGAUCUCCUCACUUAAAACUGAGGAUGAUGUCCUCCUCUCUAAAGACCCCUCCAAUGCCAUUUCCCUAUCGUCCUCCUCUGUCAUGAUGGCUGCUGCCAAUGCUGCUGCCCCAGUAAGUGGAGAUGAGGCCAUAUUAACCACAACGGGGUCAGUGGCUGACAGCCUGGAGAAGAUGAAGGCCAUUUACACCUCCUUCCUGACCAACUCCUAUUGGUCCACACUGAAUCUGAACAUGAGCCAGCCCCCUGCAGAAAAACCCCCUCGCAGUCACAGCAGCAGCAGUAGUAGCAGCAGUAGCAGUAGCUGUGGAAGUGGAGGCUAUGACUGGCACCAGACAGCUAUGGCUAAAACCCUACAGCAGGCCUCACAGAACCACCACAGCAGACUGGGCAUGGUUCAGCAACCCACAGUGGCUGUAUCCACAGCGUCUACAGAACCCAACCUCUUUAGUACCGUCCAGCUGUACCGGCAGAGCUCCAAGCUGUAUGGCUCUAUAUUCACUGGUGCCAGCAAGUUCCGCUGUAAGGACUGCAGUGCGGCAUACGACACACUAGUAGGGCUUACGGUGCACAUGAAUGAGACAGGCCACUACCGUGAUGAUAACCACGAGACAGACGGUGAGGGUGCUAAACGGUGGUCAAAACCCAGAAAGCGUUCCUUGCUAGAGAUGGAGGGAAAGGAGGAUGCACAGAAAGUUCUGAAGUGCAUGUACUGCGGGCACUCCUUUGAAUCCCUUCAGGACCUAAGUGUCCACAUGAUCAAGACAAAACACUACCAGAAAGUGCCUCUGAAAGAGCCUGUUACGCCAGUGGCAGCUAAGAUUAUCUCCUCGGCUCGAAAGAGAAUCCCUAUGGACCUAGAUAUCCCUAGCUCCCCAGACUCUAAUGGAGGCACCACACCUAAGCCCACCUCCCUCAAUGACUCUAAUGACAUACUCCAGAAGGUCACCAACCCUUACAUAACACCUAACAACCGCUAUGGACACCAGAACGGUGCCAGCUAUGCUUGGCAGUUUGAAUCCAGGAAGUCACAGAUCCUCAAAUGCAUGGAGUGUGGCAGCUCUCAUGACACACUGCAAGAGCUAACUGCUCACAUGAUGGUGACCGGACACUUUAUUAAAGUCACCAACUCUGCUAUUAAGAAAGGCAAACCCAUUUUAGAGUUGUCCUCCCCAACCCCCACACCCAAUUUAACCGCUGAAGAAAAGGUCCAGUCCGUUCCCUUGGCUGCCACAACCUUCUCCCCUCCACCUGCCCCGGUGCCUCCUCCAACCAGCAUCUCCCCCACUGCCAUGGUUGUGGAGAUAAAAAAGGAGGAGAAGGAGGAGGAAUGCACUAAAGAGUCCAUCAUCAACAAUGGUAACAAUCUCAACAAGGAGAAGAAGGCAGGAGGUGAGGAAGAGGCUGAGGAGAAGUUUGAUAUUUCUUCAAAAUACUCUUAUCUGACUGAGGAGGAUCUGGAUGACAGUCCAAAAGGGGGUCUUGACAUCCUUAAGUCCUUGGAGAACACAGUAACCUCAGCCAUUAACAAAGCCCAGAAUGGAGCUCCAAGCUGGGGUGGAUAUCCAAGUAUCCAUGCUGCCUACCAGCUCCCAAACAUAAUGAAGCUCUCACUAGGCAACUCCGGGAAGAGCUCUCCCCUUAAAUACAUGUUCCCUGGAGGGGAGAUUCUCUCUCCAACUGGUAAGAUCCAGCCUUUCAUCUCCCCUCCCAGCCGCCAGAACUCCCCCCUACCCAAAAACAACUUCCAUGCUAUGGAGGAACUGGUCAAGAAAGUGACAGAGAAAGUGGCCAAGGUAGAGGAGAAAAUGAGAGAGCCCAGUGGUGUUGUGAGGGGAUCUCCUCUGAGAUGUACCACGCCCUCACCCUGCAACAGCGAGGCAGGGGACUCAGUCCGAGGAGAGUCACCCAAAGAGAAUAGAGCAGGAGGCUGUAAAACUCCAGAGAAUACAAGUGGAGCGGAAAAAGCAGUAGGUGAUGGAACCGGAGCCAAUCACAGAGAUUCCAAUGGAGAUAUUUCCAUAAAGGAGUCUGUGGAGAACGGAGUGGAGUCAACUGCGGUGACAUCCCCCCUUCCUACCUCCCUGUGUGGCAGUACAGCUAUCAUCACAGACCAUCCACCUCCUGAACAGCCAUUUGUCAACCCUCUGAGUGCCCUGCAGUCAGUAAUGAACGUCCACCUGGGGAAGGCCGCUAAGCCUGCCUUGCCCUCUCUUGACCCCAUGAGCAUGCUGUUCAAGAUGAGCAAUAGCCUGGCAGAGAAAGCAGCGGUGGCUGCGUCCACCCCACCAGCACAGACCAAAAAGCCCAGUAAUGACCGCUUAGACCGCUACUUCUACCAGCAACAUCUAAACAACGACCAACCCAUAGAUCUCACCAAAGGCAAACAUGCUGACAAAAACAGCAAUAGUGGUUCUUUGGGUUCAACGGCUCUCUCUUCCACCACAACCACCCCAUCCUCGAUUUCUCCCUCCUCCACUGUCACUAUGACCAAAGCUUCAGCUGCAGUAGCUUCCUUUAUGUCCACCUCCCCUUUGAGAGAAAACGCACUGUCAGACAUCUCGGACAUGUUGAGGAACCUGACAGAAAGUCAGGCUGUCUCCAAGUCCUCCACGCCUACCAGCCUGUCUGAGCGCUCCGACAUUGAAGGUGUCACACAAGAGGAGACAGAAGAUAUUUCACCAGCCCAGAAACGUAAAGGCCGGCAGUCCAACUGGAACCCUCAACACCUUCUCAUCCUACAAGCCCAGUUUGCCUCCAGUCUGAGACAAACAAAUGAUGGCAAGUACAUCAUGUCGGACCUGAGCCCACAGGAGAGAAUGCACAUCUCCCGUUUCACUGGCCUUUCAAUGACUACAAUAUCCCACUGGCUGGCUAAUGUCAAGUACCAGUUGAGGAGAACCGGUGGCACCAAGUUCUUAAAGAACUUGGAUUCAGGUCACCCCGUGUUCUUCUGCAGCGACUGCGCCUCUCAAAUCCGCUCACCAUCCACCUACGUCAGCCACUUGGAAUCUCACUUGGGCUUCCGUCUGCGAGACCUGUCCAAGCUUUCUGGGGAGCAGCUGCUCAGCCAGAUUUCGCAGCAACGUCAUCAACGCCACACCAAAGGACUAUCUGAAAAACUGCUCUCUAAUCUUCAUCCAUCCAGCCACCCUUUACCCUCCUCCUUACCCACAUCCAUUCCCUCUUCCUUACCCAUCUCCCUGGCCUCGUCCUUAACCACCUCUCUGCCCUCAAUUGAAUCCCCGUCACCCUCCCCCGAUGACGACGAUGGCGGGGCUGUGUACCAGUGCAAGCUCUGCAACCGGACUUUUGCGAGCAAGCAUGCGGUCAAGCUUCACCUGAGCAAGACUCAUGGGAAGUCCCCUGAGGACCAUCUCAUGUACGUGUGUGAGCUGGAGAAACAGUAGCACUGGCUACUGGAAGACAAUGCUGCGUUCUUUUGUAAUGGCUCACUCUUUCUUGCUCUGUCUCUCUUAAGCCUUUCACAGACAUUUCUUUCAAAGAAAAGAAAGGAUUAUUAACGUGAUGGAACUGCACAAAGAUGCCAUACAACUACUGUUUUAAGUUUUGGCACAUGGUUUUCAAUUUUGUGUUGUAGCAGUUGUUUUUUUCUUCCUUUUGUCGCUGUGUGAGGUAGACUCACUCUGACCCAAGACACUAUUUUAGUGAUUUCCUUUGACAGGAAUAGAGUGACUUUUUUUCAAAAUGCGCAGAUCGGGGCUGUUGUCAUUGAGAAGUACAGUAUAUGAAGGUUUAAAAAAAGAGAUUCUAAAAUGAAGUGGUGUGUAUUUUGAAACUUGUGUAAAUGGAAUUAAGUUCCUUUAUAUUUUGACAUCACUGGGAUGUGAUAAGCUGCAUGCAUAAAUGAAACAGUUUAGUUAAACAUUUUAUAACUAAAUCUGGUGCACUUUCCAUGAUUUAUUUUUGUUUGUUUGUUUUUCACUCUCCCGCUCGCUCUCUUUAUUUUCUUUUGGGUUUUUUGUGCUGGAGUCAGCAUUUCAAAUUUAACCCUCUGAGUACGUCAAAGCACUUCUACACCUAAGAUCCCAACACUAUUGACUCACGAUUUAAGAUUGUGAAUUAUCUAUUGUGAGAAUUGAAAGGACAAAGUGUGCAUUGUGUCAGACAUACAGUAUGUUGAGUCUAAUCCCAGACAUGAAAGCAUUUUUUCAAAAGGAGAUUCUCUAUUCACUGCAAGGUUUUCAUCUCGGGCUUAAUAUUUGUUUGAGAUAUGUUCACAGAACUUAACACGAGCAUUUUACUAUGUGGUAAAAAAAAAAAAAAAGAAGAAAUCUGAAGUAUUUUACUUUGGUCGAAGAAGGACCUAUAUUAAUUCAGGUCUGUGUAAAAUAUGUAUAUACAAAACAUUAACUAAUUCCUGUCUAAAUUAUGCAUACUUUCUAUAUUUUUUAAUUUAAAAGGAUUAUGACUAUCUGCUGGUGCACAGUAUAUGAAGACAUGAAUACAAUUGUUUUGCACAAUAGUUUUAUAAAUGUGUUAUUUAAUCAAAGGAUACGAAAAAGAUAGGUAGCAAAAGGAUGACAACAGGUGAAUCUUUUUAUUCCCAACUCGUGCUCAAAGGGUUAAAGGCUCUUUUUACCAGACACUACUCUACAUGUGCCGCUGUAUGAACACUAAAUAGAUAUUAAAGGUUGUACAAAAAAGAUGUUACUUUAUAAAGAUAUUUCACAUGUAAACUGUUAUUUAUAAGCACUCUUGGUUGUUUCAUAUCGUUGAAUGCCUUUUCGAUUGGUCCUAUUAUUUUGUUCUGUCUAAUUGCUCUGCCAUGAUUCCACACUGCAGCUUUAUCUUUUUGAGAUAUGAAAGGUAACCAUGGUUACACUAACCUCUUGAGUGACAAGUUCUGCUACAUUUUUGGCAGUUAAUUUGCUGAAGUAACUGACAGCUGCCAGAGUAGAGAAAUAAUAAAAAAAAAAUCCUUAUGUGUAAAAUAUCGGCAUGUAAACAGCACAGAUACUGUAAUGCAUUCUGUGCCGUUAGUCUUUUUCCAUUUCGUUCUUUCGUUUUCUGUUGUUGUUGUUCUUGACAAUGAACCCCCAUUAUAUGACUUCAUAUAACCUUGUUUUCUACUGCAGCAUUAAAAAAUGGAAACAGUUUUUUGCAA